This is a messenger RNA of Paramormyrops kingsleyae, 1928 nucleotides long. The record is from RefSeq and is a predicted model, not a curated record. Lineage: Eukaryota; Metazoa; Chordata; Actinopteri; Osteoglossiformes; Mormyridae.
GGAAUUGUUACGUUAUGCCCUGGGCCCCUCACCUCUGUAGAAAUGGGUGCGACAGCGUCCAGUCCCACCACGACGGUGAAGGCGGAGGACGCAGUGGUCCCUCAGCACGGUGUUGAUGCUGCACAACCUGCAGCUGGUGUUGCACAUGGACAGCACCAUCGGGCCUUUCUGUCAGGAAGCCCCCCACCAGAAUGCCCUAUGCACCAAGCUAAGACAGGCGCGUCAGAGGAAGCAAGGGCGCCCCCUCCUGGUCCAGUGCAUCAGGAACGAGCCUAUGAAUUUGUGGAGUGUCCAAUGAGGGCGGCGUCUGGGGUUGGCCAGGGUACAGGUGACAUCGACCCGGCAAACAUGAUGCCUCCGCCGAACCAGGCUCCUGCUCCUGACCAGCCCUUCGGACUGUCUCUGAGCAGGGAAGAGUCCAGAAUCCCGCGGGCUGGAACCGACAAAAAUUGGGUCUACCCCUCGGAGCAGAUGUUCUGGAAUGCCAUGCUUCGCAAAGGGUGGCGCUGGAAGGAUGAUGACCUUUCUCAGAAAGACAUGACGAACAUCAUUAAGAUCCACAACCAGAACAAUGAGCAGGCGUGGCAGGAAAUCCUGAAAUGGGAAGCCCUCCAUGCUAGGGAAUGCCCAUGCGGCCCCACUCUGGUACGGUUUGGAGGGAAAGCUAAGGAGCUGUCUCCCAGGGCUCGUAUCCGCAGCUUCAUGGGGUACGAGCUGCCUUUUGACCGGCAUGACUGGAUAGUGAACCGCUGUGGGAAGGAGGUUCGAUAUGUCAUCGAUUAUUAUGAUGGGGGUGAGGUGGACAAGCAGACCUAUCAGUUCACGAUCCUCGAUGUCCGCCCGGCGGUGGACUCCCUCGGGGCGGUGUGGGACCGGAUGAAAGUGGCUUGGUGGAGGUGGACUUCGUGAAUUCAUGCUAAGAACCUAAACGCACAACAUAAAGGGAAGUUCUAAAAUCGAAAAAAUAUAAGUUGGCAGGAUUGUAUCUCAGUUUUCUGCUAGUAAAGGCACAGAAGAUCUUCUGUUGGCAGUUACACAGAAAACUAUAUUUCACAGAGGUUAUUCGAAACCUUAUGGGUAUUCAGCUCCAGGUUAAAGGUACAUAAGUAUUACAGCUAAUAUACAUCUAACCCGGCACAGAAUACCUGGCUAGAUGAUACUAUUUAACAUACCAGCACAACAGAUCAGUUCGUUGAUAGUGCUGUAUGUUUCAUUUAGAUUCACAGAUUUUAGGAUAAAGAGCUACAUAUAUGAUUUUGAGCAGAAACGCAGUGCUCUGAGGUUGCAUGCCUUUUAUUAUGUUGUAUUUUGGUAACUGUGGUUGCACACUUGCAGGCAGGUUGUUCUGUUAGCUGUGUAAUGCUUUGUGUUGGUCAGGUUGAAGGUCACAGUAACAUCUGCCUUUUUUCCUGUGACUUUUCUAUACCUUUAUAGCUGAUAAUGGCACUGGGUGCUGUGUGAAUGUAUCAUCUGACCAAGAUGUGUAUUUCAAAUCAGAUUCUGAGUAUCAGCUCAUUUUUAUUCUGCUUACUUUACAAAUGGAUAAAAAUGGCAAAUAAAGUUAGUCUCUUUUCAGUGGUUUAAAUACCCAAAAAUGCUCCAAAUUUGAGCACAGGCAGGGCAAACUUAAGGGCAUGAUUGAGUGCAGAUGUUCACAGGCUGGGGAGUGGUUGUGUUCCAUGCAGUCAUAUUGCAUCACAACGGUAGCGUUUCUCUGUUGUUUUCCAACGCUGCAUGCCAGUCGUGUGAAGUGAUACUUUUGUUCUAUGGUGGAUUUGCUCAAACUCUGUAAUUGUACUGAUUCAUGGAGUCUCUGAUUUGCUAAUAUGAUUUUGUUGCAAGUAAUUUAUUUAUUUGUCAGCGGACUGAUUUUCUUUGUGUGUAGAUAAUGCAGAAUUCCAAAUAAAAAUCUCACUUUUCUACCAAGA